Exophiala oligosperma is the source of this 1291-nucleotide messenger RNA. RefSeq lists its product as uncharacterized. The transcript has a single exon. Gene Ontology annotation, biological process: apoptotic DNA fragmentation. Gene Ontology annotation, molecular function: RNA endonuclease activity; nucleic acid binding; metal ion binding. Gene Ontology annotation, cellular component: nucleus; mitochondrial inner membrane. The record is from RefSeq and is a predicted model, not a curated record. NCBI's taxonomy places the organism in Eukaryota, Fungi, Ascomycota, Eurotiomycetes, Chaetothyriales, Herpotrichiellaceae. The coding region runs from base 63 to 1127 and encodes 354 amino acids.
UGUCGAACUUCAACACACGCGCAGAGCAAACCUCCUUUGACCUCUCUAUACCCGUGACUGGCAUGUCGAAAACGACUCUCGCCAUAGUCGCUGCGACGUCUGCGGCGGCUGGCGCGUCACUCAGCGCUCUGAUCUUCUCCCGACCGUCGAAAAGCACACCCGUUCCAUUACCUACUGCUCCAGUAAAAGAUGCUGCUCCGAAACCCAUCGUCCCAGUCCCUGCUCCGCCAGCACCAGUUGCGGUACCCAAUCCAGUCCCUGUGAUUGCACCGACGCAAUCUGCCCUCCCAGCUGUAGUGUCCCCUGUCGAUCCAGCUGGAAUACUUCGGUAUGGCUUCCCUGGCCCGAUUGCAGACACUCUCUCGACGCCCUCACACCUGUCCUCCUUCAACCGGUUCACACGAAAUCCACACUGGGUUGCGGAGCAUUUCACAGCACAAUCGUUACUCCUGAACAAUGGCUCCCGCAGAAACAGCGUCUUCUACGAGGACCUUUCAGUCCCUCCGAUGUUUCGGGCGAAAUUGACGGAUUAUGCACGAAGUGGCUACGACCGAGGUCACCAGGUGCCCGCAGCCGAUGCGAAAUGGUCGCAACCGGCAAUGGAUAGCACCUUUGUUUUGAGCAACAUGUGUCCGCAAGUCGGCGAGGGGUUCAAUCGAGACUACUGGGCGCACUUUGAGGAAUUCUGCCGAAAUUUGACCAAGAGAUAUCCCAGCGUACGAGUAGUGACGGGACCACUGUAUCUACCUAAAAGGGAUGAAAAAGACGGAAAAUGGAGGGUGUCGUAUGAAAUGAUUGGCAAUCCUCCCAACGUGGCGGUGCCGACUCACUUCUACAAGAUCAUCUUUGGCGAAGAAGCUGCCAAUGAUCCGACUGGUAGAGUGGCAUUGGGGGCAUUUGUGCUGCCAAACGCCGAGAUCCCCAACACCAAAAGUCUGAAGGACUUUGAGGUUCCGUUGGAGGCGGUCGAGAGAGCGAGUGGACUGAUGUUUGCUGAGAAAGUGCCUUCAGACAGACGAAAACAGCUCUGCAGAGAGGUGAGAUGUGAGAUCAUCGUUCGAGAAUUUGACAAGGCCAGGCAGCAGACGCGGCCACCAUUGCCGCAACCAGGAGGUGGUAGAUGGUGAUGGAAUUUCUUCGUCUAUUGCAUAGCGUUUCAUUUGAAGGUGCAAUAUAAGGAAGCGAAUGUUACAUAUUCAUACAUUAGGUACAGGGCUGUAUACCAACUUUGGAUAUCCCACUGGUAACUUCUGGAAAAUUGGCUCUGUUUUGUCCAACAGUGCUCGUCUUG